Messenger RNA from Exophiala spinifera, 2403 nucleotides. RefSeq lists its product as uncharacterized. NCBI's taxonomy places the organism in Eukaryota, Fungi, Ascomycota, Eurotiomycetes, Chaetothyriales, Herpotrichiellaceae. The record is from RefSeq and is a predicted model, not a curated record. Gene Ontology annotation, biological process: regulation of gene expression. Gene Ontology annotation, molecular function: protein binding; chromatin DNA binding; RNA polymerase II cis-regulatory region sequence-specific DNA binding. The coding region runs from base 1 to 2403 and encodes 800 amino acids. The transcript is spliced from 8 exons.
AUGGCCUUGGUACCUCACCCUUCCCCGCCGGGCGUACUAGGCCUUCAACCUCCUCACCUGGGGCAGUAUAAUGGAGCCGCACCGGUCGAUGCUCACAUGCAAAGACAACGGCUGCUGUCUCAGUUGAACGAGUCAACCUGGCAAAGAAUCGGCUCACUGAACGAACUCCUCGGCGAUCAUGAAGGAGCACUGUUUGCCUACGAGCAAGCUUUGCGUCACAAUCAGUGGUCACCACAGACGCUCAAUGCUAUUUCAUGCAUUCUUCGCACCAAAGAAAAGUAUCCUGAAGCCAUGGAGUAUUUGAAGAAUAUCCUCAAAGUCGAGCCUGCAAAUGGCGAAGCAUGGGGCAAUCUCGGUCACUGCUACUUGAUGAUGGACAACCUGCAAGAAGCGUAUACCGCCUAUCAACAAGCACUAUACUACCUGCCUGAUCCCAAGGAACCAAAAUUGUGGUACGGCAUUGGUAUUCUCUAUGAUCGGUACGGCUCUCUUGAACACGCGGAGGAAGCCUUCUCCCAGGUCAUGAGAAUGCAACCAGACUUUGAAAAGGCAAAUGAAAUCUAUUUCAGACUUGGUAUCAUCUACAAGCAACAACAAAAAUUCCAGCAGAGUCUUGAGUGUUUCAAAUACAUUGUCAACGAUCCGCCACGACCAUUGAACGAGGAAGAUAUAUGGUUCCAGAUUGGCCACGUCUAUGAGCAACAAAAAGAUUUCGAAGCUGCGAAGGCCGCUUACCGACGAGUGCUUGAAAGAGAUCCGAAACAUGCCAAAGUGUUGCAACAGCUAGGAUGGUUGCAUCACCAACAGAACCAGAAUUACGCCAGCCAAGAACAGGCAAUCGAGUAUCUCGAACAAUCUGUCAGCUCAGACAACCAAGACGCCCAGAGUUGGUAUCUAUUGGGACGGUGCUACAUGGCCCAACAGAAAUUCCCCAAAGCAUACGAGGCCUACCAACAAGCCGUCUAUCGAGAUGGCCGCAACCCUACCUUCUGGUGCUCCAUCGGUGUCCUGUACUACCAGAUCAACCAGUAUCGUGAUGCCCUCGAUGCAUACUCCCGUGCAAUUCGCCUGAACCCUUACAUCUCAGAAGUUUGGUACGACUUGGGCACGCUGUACGAGUCGUGCAACAACCAAACUUCUGAUGCUCUCGAUGCUUAUUCCCGCGCUGCCGAGCUUGACCCAACCAACACUCACAUCAAAGCGCGCCUUGCUCUGCUAAGGAGCGGACAGCCUACUGGACCCAACCAGCAAAACGCCCCGGUACCCCAGGAUGUACACCCACAAGCAUAUCAAAAUGGUGUCGGCGUUCCUCCCGGACCUCAAUGGGGUGGACCCUCGUCUUCGAGCCAGCAAUCACAGCCACCACCAGUUGAUCCUGGCAGAGUUCACGACUGGACUAGAGGCCUCGCAGGUAUUCAACAGCCCCCGUCGCAGGCCAACGGAUUCGACAACCGUGACUCAAUGAGGGCUCCACCUCCCCGAGCUCCUAGCCCACGAAAUGAACCUCCUCGCCCUUACGAUUCCGCCCGUCACACUCCCUCAAGGAAAGCUCAGUCCCCUUCGCCAAAGUUGCAACCCGGGAUGUAUCCGCCUGGCCCUCAAACCUUGCCACAGAUCUCUAUGCAAGAUCGAGGCCCUGGUUUCGGUCCUGGCGUUCGUCCCUCGCCUACCAUGAACGGUGCUCCUCUUCCCCCCGCCAACGGCGCUACAUCCAACAACACGCUUCCUCCGUACGGACGACCAUUCAGUCCCCCAAGCGAGCUAAGGCCGAUCAGGGACGAACGUCCGCCCUCGCCGGGUUCUGCUUUCCGACCACAGCCAUUCCAAUCCGGACCCUUCCCCAGCAUUGCCAACGGUGUCCCAUCGGCUGCGCCGCCACUCCCAUCUGCGGAACCACCCAGGGAGGAGCGACCGUCCUCUGCCAUGAAGCGGACACGAGAUUGGGAACCUGAAGGUCCUUCGAAGAAGAUUGCCAGCGACGAGACCCGUGCCCGCCUAGAUGAUCCUAGCCGGCGGAACAGCCCCCCUGGGAGACUGCCGUCGCCGAAAGGUCAUUUCCGACGCAGCUCCUCUGAAGUGCGUCGUGAGAACGAGCGCCGUGCCAAUGAAAACUACCACCCUUCGGAAGCUGCUCACCAUCCCUACAGUCUUGCGCCUCAGCCGCAGACGGAGCCACAAUCGCAACCCCCGCCCCAGCAGAUACCAUCCAUGCAGACCUUUCUAGAUGGCCCCAAAGAGGAUCGUCCGGAGCAUGUUGAACAAGCCGCUCGAAAAGUCGAAGUUGACGAAGACUACGACAACAACAGCGAAGAUGACAAGAGAGUAGCCACUGUAGCUACGAACAGUCCUCAAGUCGCAGCACCCCCGCCGUCAACCGCCUCCAAGCAGGAAGCUGCGGCAUAG